Messenger RNA from Hydatigera taeniaeformis, 2079 nucleotides. Lineage: Eukaryota; Metazoa; Platyhelminthes; Cestoda; Cyclophyllidea; Taeniidae. The record is from the annotation of a GenBank genome assembly.
AUGGCCAUUGAUUCUCGGCGAUGGUUUCACAGUGAAUUAUCGGGCUUGGCUGCAGAGAAGCUUCUAAUAGAAAAGGGAGAACCAGGAAGUUUCCUCAUUCGGCAAAGCCAUAACAGUCCUGGAAAUUUCACCCUCUCUGUCCGUCGCAAAGAUUCAUUUGCGCAUAUUCGCAUCCAAAAUACCGGUGAUUUUCUAAGUUUCUUUGGUGGUGAUAAGUUCGCCACUCUUCCCGAUCUUGUUAAUUACUAUCGCGAACACCCUGAUCAGCUAAAAGAAAAAAAUGGUACUAUCAUUGAACUCCGGCAUCCUCUUAUGGUCGAUGAUUAUACGUUGGAGAGUGCUAGGUGGUUUCAUGGUCGUCAGACGGCAAAUGAAGCCCAAGAUCUUCUUUUACAAAAGGGCAAAUAUGGGAGCUUUUUGGUUCGAGAGUCAGUGCGCCAACCUGGAGCUUAUGUUCUCUCUGUCGUUACCGGGGACAAUAGUGUCUCCCACAUCCUCGUCAACCAUCUGCCCAAUUCAAAAUUUGAUCUUGGCGAUGGUCAAGAAUUUUCAUCACUUGGCCAAUUGAUUGAUCAUUACACUGCUUUUCCCAUUAUGGUUAAAGAUGGACACCUAAUUUGCCUAAAACAACCCUUUAAUGUGACUCGUCUCAACGUCUCCUGCUUGGACCAGCGUAUCACACAGUUGGAAAAGGAGGGUGUUCGUGGAAAACGGGUUACAGGUUUUUGGGAGGAGUUUGAAGAGCUCCACCAGGACGCCCACGAAGGCAGUAGAACAGAGGGCAGUCGGCCCUGCAAUCUGGCAAAAAAUCGGUACAAGAAUAUCCUCCCUUUCGAUGCCACCCGAGUGAUUCUACGAGACGCGGAUCCCAACGUUCCUGGUUCCGAUUAUAUCAAUGCCAAUUAUAUUUCCAACCCUGCAUUUCUUCUAGAAGGUCUCCAACCCUCAACAACAUUAACGAAAGGUGAAAAGACUGAAGAACAAGAAUCGAAUGAGGAUAGAAGGGAAGGAAAGAAUGGGGAAAAUGAUAAAGUCAGGAGUCGUCGUAGUCGAGUCUUCUCGUCUCGACCUCAGUACAUCGCAACUCAAGGCGUUCUACCCACUACCAUCGUCGAUAUGUGGCGCAUGAUCUGGCAAGAACGCUCCUCCAUUGUUGUUAUGCUAACAAAAGAAAAUGAACGCGGGAGGAAUAAAUGUGAAAAGUACUGGCCGACUGAGGCGGAAGGCUCUCUCCUCCUUCCCGUACCGUUAGGUACUCUAAAAGUCACUCCCUUAUCUGAACGCAACCUCAUCUCGCAUGUGAUUCGUGAGUUCAAAGUCAGUCUGCUUCAAAGGACCACUCAGGAGGUGGGAGCAGAAACAACGGAGAAGUUUAAGGAUGACUCGUUCACUGUCUUUCUACUUCAAUUUCUUGCAUGGCCUGAUCAUGGCACUCCCAGUGAACCGUCGGAAUUUUUGGACCUCUUGUUCAACAUAUCUUCAUAUCAGGAGAGCAUGAAAACCACGGGACCAGUGGUGGUUCAUUGCAGUUCCGGAAUUGGUCGAACUGGAACAUUAAUUGUCACAGACAUGCUUCUGGGCUGUAUUCGCGAAGGCGGUCUCCAUACAGACAUCGAUAUAGCUCGCACUGUCCAAGCCGUCAGAGAGCAACGCUCCGGUAUGGUUCAAACUGAAGCUCAAUACCGAUUCAUUUACAAGGCUGUGCAGGAGUUCGUCUCCAGUCUUCUACUUCGUGUAAAACUUCAAAAUGCCCUGAAACCCUUUGGGAUUGACUACACCAAUUUGAAACAGACGCCACGGAGCGAAGGAUGCCUGUGUUGCACGGGGACAGCCACAUUUCCUCACUCCUCAUCCUCCACCCUCUCCUAUUCACUUCCCAACUCUUCCCGUGGGUUUUGGUCUAACAGAAGUAUCAACUGCCGGAGGCCUAUGCCGCCACCCUUACCUCCACCAGCAGCAGCCACUGGAUCUCAAAAGAGUUACAAUUCUGAGGAGACGCCAGUGACGACGUCGGCAACAGGAACCGGCUACCACUCCAGCUCCAGGCGAUGGUACAAGCUCUCUUCGGCCUCACGAUAA